This is a messenger RNA of Aspergillus calidoustus, 2838 nucleotides long. The record is from the annotation of a GenBank genome assembly. Lineage: Eukaryota; Fungi; Ascomycota; Eurotiomycetes; Eurotiales; Aspergillaceae.
CGAGACUACAGAGUACUACUCCGAGUAAGGGUUCCUUCUUGAUCAGCGCUUAGGACCAAAAUAUAUUUUUGGUUCAUGGUGAGUGAUGGGUAGCAAGGCUGUACUUGACGAAAAGUCUUGUGAGCCAAAAAAGCCUCAGGCCUCUAUGGACGACUCACCAACCCUCCAACCGGAACUAGCUAGAUCCGAUGAGAAGUACAUGAUGCCGUUGUUUGGCAUCGCUUCGAUUCUUCUCACUCAGCCUUGUGGACUCGGCUUGGCAGAAGUGUUGGAGGAUUAGCUAAUCGCCGAGCGCUAGCCAAGCACGGGGCAGCACGACACCAAUGGUCGAUUUCAAUUUGGACCAUCAGAACGUGACUCCAAUUAUGUAUUAUGUCCCGAAAUCCGAGGGGAUGGUCUCACUAAUCUGUUGUCCCUUGUCCCUGGAAUCUUAGUGUUGGUGCUUCGCGCCGCAAUUUCGUCGGAGUUGACGGCGGUUGUCGCCCACCCAGCCACCAAGCAGCCGAUCAGCAAAGCGCACGGAGUACCAAUGAAUCCAGGCCAGACUGGGGCUCAGCUUACGGGGGGAUUAUCGCGCGCUCUUCCAAUAAUAACUGGAACUGCAUGCUGGACGCCUGGAUGACAAUGGACUAGGCUUUUCUUCGCUGUCGCCUUCAUCGCCAUGCUGCUUCUCUCCUUGUUCCUUAUCCUCUCUUCAGAGAGCUGUCGAACAAAUCGAGUCCUUAAUUUCGUCGACAAUUGUGUUUCUCCCCUGGUUCAAUAAUAUUCUUGUUGCGCCUGUGAUUUUGUUUCAGGUUCGGGAUCUUCCCUUCAACGCCGCUUUAUUUUUAUCUGCCAAUUCCCAGUCAGCAACCUUUCGCGAGGCCUCACCUUUUGUACCGUCCUACAUGCGUUGGAACUGAGCAUUGAUUGGGCUUCUGCUCUUUUAUCGCCCAUUCUCACAGCAUGCUGAUUCCAAUUCAGCUUCGGCAGUUGGAACCCCGUCAAGCUUCGGAUCCUCCCCCGAAUAAUGACCGACCAAGCGAGGGAAAUGGCUCUGGGGAAGGCCACAAUAACCUCGUCAUUAUCGUCACUGCCGUCAUCGUCUUUGUCGUGGCCUCCCUCGUCAUUCUCUACUUUGUCCUCCGCGCCCUCCGAAGAAUGCAUUCUCGCCCGAAAUACAUCCCAGGGAAAUACCUGAAAGGAAAGUGGGAGCGAUGGAACGUGGGUGCAUCAUACGGCCAAGUCCCCGGUGGCUCAUCGGCAAACCAAGCGAGCAACACCGCCGCCGCUUCAACGACGCAAGGAGGCCCUCAGACCGACUCAAACACGGGCAUUCGCCGAGACACCUCGAUCCGAUCGAUCAUCACCCUCCCCGCCUAUUCGUAUAACCCCAAGCCCACCGAACAAGUGAUCGCACGCGAAGGAGAGCGAGGAGGCAUGGACAUGGUCGUCGAAUUCCCGGAAACUGCAGAGGAGGAGGAAGACCGUCGCGAGGAGAUGAUGGAGUCGCUUUAUCAGAUCCGUCUGCAGCGGCGACAGGAGAUAGCGGACCGUGAGGCGCGGCGUCGGGAGCGUCGGGAAGCUCGCGAGCGCGGAGACAGCAUCCGUCUCGAGCAGCUGCGUGUCGAAAGCCGGCAACGUGGCAACAGUCGCGAGUCGGUCAACGGCAAUACUCCCGUUUCGGCCUCUGUUGCGCUCGCAGAGGCCCAGAGUCGGGGUCGCGACAGAAGGAUUUCAAGCGUCAGCUACGCCGAAUUGGGCCAUGUGCGACACGACGGAUCUCGCCUUCGAGCGAGUUCACACGGCUCGGACUCUAGGCCUCUGCUGGGCGAUGCCGCCGCGAUGAGUACGGACAACCCUGACCGUUCGUCGGGGUUUAUCAGCGUACAUUCUCGCGGUGAAUCUUAUUCGUCCACGCUUUCCCUACCAGGUGGUGGCUCCGACGGGGAGAGUUUGACCCCCGUGCAGUCGCACACCACAUCGCUGCACUCUGUUACCCCGUCGCAUGCCGAACCCGAGGAUGGCGACGUUGGUGCACGAAACAUCCCACCCCCGGAUUACGAUCGUCUAGACUGGGGCGAGGCUCCACCCUACGAAGCUUCCACAUCGCAGCCUAGCAUCGAUGCCCCGCCGCGAUUGCGUGAGCUGACUCCGUUGCCUACAAUCCAGAUCGACGUGGUCAGCCCCGUUAGUCCGGUCAGCAAUGGGCCACCUACACCCACAAGCUCGCAACAAACAGACUCGGGCUCGCACGCCUCUUCUACUGACUCGUCUCCUACUCACAAGACUACCCCUCCGGCUGAAGAGGCUCGAGCACAGGAGACGACGACUGAUAUCAUUACUCCAACCCUCAAUACCUCGGCAUCCGGCGCGCGAAUUGGUUAAUAUUUGUUAUUUUUGAUCUCAAUCACGAGCAUGAAUACUCACGACUAUAAGAUUCCCUUUGAUAAUGUUUUGAGCUCUGGUUUUUUUUUAAAAUGUAUCUAGCUAGCAUGGCGUUUGGAUGGUUCGGUCAGAGUGGGUGAGAUAUCUCGUGGACUUGGCUGCACAUAUAAUUCAUUGGAAUAUUAUAUCAUCAAUGCUGUUUAGUCUCGUGUACAUGGCCGCUGGAUUUUCUCUACGACGCCCGUGAAAUGCUAUUCUAUGAUCGUGGCGAAGGCCGAACGAAACAAUCUCCGUCUGGCAGAGCAGUACGCAAGGAUAAUGAGCUGCAGCAAGUGGGAGUCAACUUUCAUACCGGCAGCUCAGGAUACCUGUCCUUUCGGAUCAAUUCCAACCAACUUGAAAUUUAAUAUGUUCAGGCACCAUCACGUGUUCACGAGUUGGAGUCGUUCUUGGCGCGAGGCACCGAGGCGG